Cooperia oncophora is the source of this 279-nucleotide messenger RNA. Lineage: Eukaryota; Metazoa; Nematoda; Chromadorea; Rhabditida; Trichostrongylidae. The record is from the annotation of a GenBank genome assembly.
AUGCAUUUGACUGUGCCGAUAUAUUCAGAAAACAGUUUACUCCCCUGGCCGAUCAAAGAAGGAAAGGUCAUGGUUUCUUCAGACAACAACAAAUUCGAUUCUCUACGUACUAAUGUUGGUAUCAUUCCAUGUAGCUGGCUGUUUCGAGGGAAUUACGAUACAGUUUAUCCUCACGGUAGUGGCGUGGCAACUGUAUCUUGCAUCAGCACCAAAGUUGUGAAGGGUUCGCAAGUGAUACAUACAGUAGAAGAAGGACGGACGAAAACAGGAGUGACCUGA